Rubroshorea leprosula is the source of this 1502-nucleotide messenger RNA. NCBI's taxonomy places the organism in Eukaryota, Viridiplantae, Streptophyta, Magnoliopsida, Malvales, Dipterocarpaceae. The record is from the annotation of a GenBank genome assembly.
UAGACUUCCUACCAUCUACCAAGCCAUGGAAAGUUCAAAAUGUGUUUCCUUUAUUCUUGUUCUUCUUCUUUUUCUUCUUCCAUCUUCAUAUCCAAUAAGUUUUCAAAUACCCAACUUUACCCCUAGUCCCAAUUACAUUCUCUACCAAGGAGAUGCAGAAUCUUCCUCUGGAAUAGUGGAGUUAACCAGCAAGACCUACGAUGGAAUUGAGUUCUUCCUUGCUCCUGUUGGAUUUCAAAUCCCACCCAACUCUGCUGGUGGCUACCUUGGCCUAUUCAACACCACAACAAGAGAUUCCUCUUCAAAUAGGAUCAUCUCAGUGGAAUUUGACACUUACCAGAACCCUGAAUGGGAUCCUAUGGAGGUCCAAACUCAUGUGGGUAUCAAUAUCAAUUCUAUACGCUCUGUUGUUUACACUCCCUGGAAUGCAAGUUUACACAUUAGGGAUACUGCUGAUGUAUUGAUUACUUAUAAUUCUACAACCAAGAAUUUAAGUGUCUCAUGGAGCUAUCAAAACACCAAAAAUCCUCAAGAGAAUUCAACCCUUUAUUACCUAGUUGAUUUAAGGAAUGUUUCAAACAAUUGGGUGACUAUAGGCUUUUCAGCUUCUACAGGAGGUGUAGCUGGACAACACACACUCAAAUCUUGGAAAUUCAAUUCAAGUUUGGAUGCUAAGGAAACCAAUGAGAAUUCAUCAAGAAAGAUCAAAAUAGUUGUUGCUAUUGCAGUACUGAUGAUUGUUCUUCUCAUUGGAACACUUUUAGCAUAUGUGAUUAUAAGGCAAAGAAAGAAGCUCAUUGGUUGGUGUCAUGAAAGGAGUGAGUUCUUGCUUGUUUAUGAGUUCAUGUCAAAUGGUAGUCUUGAUUCUCAUCUCUUUGGCAAAAAAAGUCCUUUUCCUUGGCAUAUCAGGUAUAGAAUAACACUUGGAUUGGCCUCAGCAAUUCUAUAUCUUCACGAAGAGUGGGAGCAGUGUGUGGUGCAUAGGGAUAUUAAGUCAAGUAAUGUAAUGUUGGAUUCCAGUUUUAAUGUUAAGCUUGGUGACUUUGGGUUGGCUAAGUUGACGGACCAUGAAUUAGGUCGAAUUACAACAGGGUUGGCAGAGAUUACUACCGGAAGAAAGUCUAUAGAUCUAAUGGGGGAAGAGUUUGAUUUGGGGUUGGAGUGGGUUUGGGAUCUUUACGGGAAAGGAAGACUUCAUUCUGGUGUUGAUGAGAGAGUGAGGAAGGAUUUUGAUGAGAAACAAGCAUAAUGUUUGAUGAUUGUUGGAAUGUGGUGCUCUCACCCUGAUAGCAGCUUAAGGCCAUCAAUUAGGCUAGCAAUUCAGGUUGUAAAGUUUGAGACAACAAUGCCAAAUCUUCCUGCAAAAAUGCCUGUACCUAUGUAUCGUGUACUAACACCAUUAGUUAACUCUAGAGAACCUUCUAUUUCUUAUUCUAGCAUAGAGGCAGGUCAUUAAGACAUGAUUUAGUUAACUUUUCAUCAAAUAAAAUAUCUGGUUAUCU